This is a messenger RNA of Symbiodinium sp. CCMP2456, 1131 nucleotides long. The record is from the annotation of a GenBank genome assembly. NCBI's taxonomy places the organism in Eukaryota, Dinophyceae, Suessiales, Symbiodiniaceae.
AUGACACCAGACACAAGACUCUGCGGCGAGCUGCGAGGCAGUCACCGCGAUGUACCGGCUUUCUUGCAGCCCCAGGAGGUUCGCGAACAGCGUGGCACCUCACCAAGUACUGAGAGCCGCUUGCGUUGGGACAGCAAGAUCGACAUAGAAGUCGACCACGCUGCUCAGAAGCUCAUGACGGUCAGCUGUACCGCGAAGGUCGCAGAGGCCGUGGUAGCAGCAUUGACAGAUGCAGGAUCCAGGUUGCAAAGAUGUUCAACCGCGUGCAUCUUACCGAAGGAAAGCAGGUCGCUUGCUGCCUGCUUGAAGCAGGAGGAUGAGGUUACCGCAGUGGCUUCGCAAUCCUUCUUGGAUGCCUGCUCCAACCUCGGGGCGGUCCUGAUCUCACUGGCUUCGGCCAUGAGCCAAAGCCUGCUGCUCCCUUUGGAGUCUUUUCAUCGUGGUGCCAGCGCAGAUCACCUCAGGAAGAAAGCCGCGCUGGACGGACUUCGUGAGCAAGAGCUGAGCUGCUCCAACUCCGUGACCGAAUCCUUGCAGAAGCGCGACAGAGCUCGUGUUGGCCUGCAGAGUGCCAUGCGGGAGCAGGAGAAGGCCCAAAAGAAAGCUGGAGAGAAGAAGAAAGGUCUUGCUCGCUUUACUCGGGGAGACGGGGAGAAGGACAUUGCGGCUGCGGAGAUGAAGGUCCAGAAGGCGGCUUCUGCACAGACGGCCUCCAUCGAAGAGCUGGCAUCACGAACAGAGGAGGCCAAUGAGGCUCGACUGUUGAGGGAGAGUGCCACCAAAGAAGUGGACCUCCUCCUCUCUUACAUCGAAACAGUGCGUACGAGGCUCUUGUCCCGGUGCCUGAACAGCUGCGCUGUGGCGUAUGGCGAGGCGGCCAAAAAUCUGCGAAAGAGCGCAGCAGACCUGCAGAGCCAGGUCUCCUUCUUGCGCCAGGCGCAGUCCACUAGACCAGAGAUGCCGGCUUCGGGAAGCGAUGGGCAUGAGAGCAGUUUGCCGUCUUGGGCCAUGGAGGCCCUGAAAGUGUCCAAGAAGUGCAGGAAGAGGCGCUCUCCUGGGAGGACAAGCACCCCGAGUCUCCCUUCACAACUCCAUUGCCGCAGCGCUCCACCAUCAGCCCCAACGGGUUGA